This is a messenger RNA of Cuscuta epithymum, 1303 nucleotides long. The record is from the annotation of a GenBank genome assembly. NCBI's taxonomy places the organism in Eukaryota, Viridiplantae, Streptophyta, Magnoliopsida, Solanales, Convolvulaceae.
AACACCCUUACCAGCAAUGGAUUUAAAAUUGCCCCAACUAUCACCGGGAUUGUCGGUCCGCCCAGCAAAAAGCUGCCGACUGGCCGUCCAGAAGAAAUCGAUGAUCCCACCCUUGUACAGGUGAUGUCGACCGAGACCAUCAACGCCGCCUCAUCCUCCUCCCACACCCGCUCUUACCGAUGUUACCGCUGCAGCUAUUCUUACCCCAUCAUAACAACCGCCGCCGCCGCCACUCCCUUAAGCUGUCCACGCUGUCACCACCGCCACCUCCUCCCUCCCCACACCACACCCUCGACCCCCACUCCGACCAUUGCUUCCUCCAUCAACCCUCCUAUUCCUCAGCCCCUUCCCUCCAACUCUCAAGCUCUGGAUUUCCUCGACUCCGAUUCCGAUUUCUAUUCCAAUUAUCCUUAUCCGGAACCGGAAGACUCGUUUUUUGAGUUCUUCUCGUCUAGUACCUCCCCGCCCUCUACUCUCGAACCGAUCGUCGACAGACUGCCCGUUGUAGAGGUCGCCCAUUCCGCUUCGUGUUCUAUUUGUAUGGACGAGUUUGAGCUCGGCACCGGAGCUAGUCAACUCCCCUGUAAGCACUUCUUCCACAAGGACUGUAUUGCUCCUUGGCUGGAUCGCAGCAAAACAUGCCCUCUAUGUCGGAGAAAAUUACCCAAUGAAGAAUCGGAGAAACCGCUCCACUCCAAUUGGGGAUUCGCUGUGGCGGAAAUAGAAGCUAUUCGUAUGGCUGAAUCUGAAUUGGAGAGGUGGCUAGCAAUAAUGGGAAGGGCUGAUUUUGAUGAUAUUAGUGGGUGGUUUAUUGAUCCAAUGCACGAUGCUGAUGGCGAUACUUUGAUGGUUGAUGCAGCAUUGUAGUGAUGAUGGUUUUGUAUAUGAUGUGUUCAGUGCAGUCAAAGUUUCUGAAAGUUUCACGUUCGAGCUAAAGUUAAGGUCAGAUUCUAAGUCUCUUGUAUAAGGGAUUGUGCUAAGAGGGUUUAUGGAAAGCUUAAAGAAGUUGUACAUCCAUUGGUCCAAGCAUGUAUGGGUACAUUAAAAAGGAGCUGUGUAGCUGCAAAGACCGAUUUGUUUGAUGAAAACGGAAUUAUUUCUUAUCCCAACAAGGAAUGUGGAACAUCUCGAUAUAAGGAAACAUGGGCUGGAGUGUGAAGCAUGGUGAAAGCCUAUCUACUUGAGCACAAUUUUAAAUAAGGAGCUUUGUUUGCUAGCUAACUGACAACAUUCAUUCAUGUUUACAUCACCCAGAUAACAAAUUACUUCAGUCUUUCCAAAUUUUAUAUAAAGAGUGCAUUUG